Messenger RNA from Melanotaenia boesemani (Boeseman's rainbowfish), 1717 nucleotides. RefSeq names its product coiled-coil domain containing 82 (gene ccdc82). The coding region runs from base 301 to 981 and encodes 226 amino acids. The record is from RefSeq and is a predicted model, not a curated record. NCBI's taxonomy places the organism in Eukaryota, Metazoa, Chordata, Actinopteri, Atheriniformes, Melanotaeniidae. The transcript is spliced from 2 exons.
AGAAGCAGUGGCAACAACAAUAAACAUUCCGCUUCGUUAGCCAGCAAUUUGCUAAAUGGACUACCAUUAACAGGGGAUUCCCGGUGUGACGUUUCCAGACGGAGUGAUUAUCUGAGUAGCCCGAAAACUAAAUCUGAUCGGAGGUUAAAGAAGCGCCAUGUUUUGAGUUUUAACAUGUGAUGCGCAAACGGCCGAGGGUAGCCAGCCUUCACCGUUAGCUUGUUUACAUUUAGCCCCUUUCCUCCCGUUUUAUUUGUGUCUUUUGUUUAAUGUCACUGGUCUCCGGUCCCGCGUACAGACAUGGAGAGUUUGUACAAGCGAAAAAUGUUCGCAUCCAUGCGGAAAACCAAGGUGGCCGCAUCGAAGAAGCGACAGAUCGGCCUACCCGCCUCCAUCCUGGACGACAGUGACGAAGGCUCCUUCUCUUCCUCCUCCUCCGGUUCCCAGUCCGACUUCCAGAGCUCCCCGGAGGAAGACAGCGAGAAGGAGGAGCAGGACCGGAGCGAGUCCGGAGCCACAUCCAGCGACGACAGCCGCUCCGUGACCCGCAGAAAGCGCUCCUUCCUGGGCGGCGAGGACAGCUCCUCAUCAUCCAGCCGUGACGAGGAGGAUGAAGAGGAUGACGAUGAGGAGGACGAUGACAGGGGUCACCCGAAGAGGAUGGUUCAGCCCAGGAAGAGGAGCAGGCUGCAGCGGCAGGACGACUCGGAUUCAGAGCACGCGGAGGAGAAGCGGAAGGAGGAGGCCGAAAAGGCGAAGAGGAGGCAGAGACACAACAAGCUGCUGGCGCUGUCCCGGAGGAUGAAGGCCCGGGUCCCCAACAGGAGGAGGAGCCGCGUCGAGCAGGGUGCUGCGGAUGAGGAAGAGUCUAAAGGAGCUGAGGAUGAAGCUGAAAGGGGCGGAAAUGAAGAGGAAGACGAUAAGAAAGAGGAAACAGGAGGAGGUGAAGAGAAAGAGGAUGAAGAGGAGGAGAAGCAGUAGCUCUGCGGUGAUGUAGACGUUUGAAAGCAACUUAAAACGAUCAGAAUACGACUGUUUGUACAGUUUUUCUCUUUUUGCUUUUAAGUGGAAAACUUAAGAAUCUGAGGCUUUCGUAGUUGCUAUAGAAACAUGCAUCCGAAAGAUGUAAAACAGAUGUGUUUAAUAACACGGCUUCAGACUGAUGGUUUCAUACUUUAUAUCAUGAUCCUGGUGGGCACUCCCUGCUGGUCUGAUCUAGAUUUGCUGCCCACAAACGAAGCAUUACAAGCUAAAAACUGGCGAUCAGUUUUCUGUCGCGGGACCCAAAGAAAGGACCUAGACUUCAGAUUCUUCUGGAACUGUUUUCGGUUAAAAAUCUUCAGCAUCUGCAGAUGUGCAGCCAGCCUGAUGCUGGCAGGGAUGCAGCACUCGGAGUCAGCAGGCGACACCCAAACCUAGAGCUUUUUUUCUGUCGUUGACAUAUUUGUAGGAGAGAAGUGGGCUGCAGCUCCUGCAGAGCGUCCAGAGAUAUCCAAUCAGAAACGUCGGCUCUCCGUUUGAACUCUGCUUUUAUAAAUGUGACUAAACUCAUAAGUCUGGACAGACUGAGACCCCAGAACCUUCUGGAAACUACAGUAUUUAGAGACUUUCAGUAUACCCAGCAGAUUAUUCUCAGUUUCAUGUAUGUUGCACUUUUGUUAUCUUUGAAUAACGAUUUCUUUCUGUCAUUUAAAAAAGAUUAAAUUGUCCUCUUCUU